Molecule: messenger RNA, 651 nt
Organism: Lachancea dasiensis
Lineage: Eukaryota; Fungi; Ascomycota; Saccharomycetes; Saccharomycetales; Saccharomycetaceae
Source: the annotation of a GenBank genome assembly
AUGACCAUUCCUUAUGUUGAACGAACGAUUCGGAUAAAGACACAUCAGGCAAUUACAGAUACUCAUCAAGAUCCGCUGGCAGGAUUGCCGCUAAGGGAGUGGAAAGUGGAAAUUUGGAUGCUAAAUACAGAUGGCGAAGAGAUAGCUGCUAACAUUUUUGAGAAGUGUGUGUACCACCUCCAUCCUACAUUUCCUAAUCCGAUCCGAGUAGAGACGAGGCCCCCAUUUACUGUAGAAGAACAGGGGUGGGGGGAAUUUUCGUAUCCAAUCCAGUGCUCCUUUUUACAAGGCGCCGGAGAAGUAGAAUUUUUGCACGAUCUUUCAUUCCACGCUGAAAGGUAUCACUCUGAUAUCCGCAUUAAAGUGCCAAUACAUAUACCUGAACUUAAUGAAGCACUAGCUCCCAGUGGGCCUGUUCCUGUACUUACGGAUGACACGCUAGUGGAAAAACAAAUACCUGGCAUUGAAAGAUGCAUCAAGGCCCUGGUUGCAAGUGACGAAGACAAAGUCACCGAGAUAGUCAACCGAAUAUUACACUACCCAAGCAUUUCGAGAGAAAUUGAAGCCAUCCCCUCUGAUGAAUCAUUUGUUCUCGACUUACGACAGCUUCCUGAUGGCCUUAUGGAAGAGGUCAUAGAAAUGUGCGUGUAG